AUGUCUCACAAUCCAGCUAACUCUCAGCGUCCAUCGCGCGGUGGCCAGUCUCGCAAGCCUUCCGACCUUGGCGACCCAGAUCGUCGCAUCUCAAGCUCAACGACUGCCGCUCCAUCGCGCAACUUGGCGAGUCCGCCACCUGCUUCAUAUCCAACAUACUCGACUGGAUACCAUAAUCCGCCACCAGCGAUGAGCACGCAUCCACACUACCAUCAGCACCCACCACCACCACUCCAGGGCGCCGCCCCCUAUACCUCGUACGCUACCCCACCCAGCGCUGACACUUAUGGCUACGCCGGUUCCGCCUAUCAUCCCGCGCGUCAGGGCAACGAGUCGCACCCAUAUUCACGACCCCGUGCGACUCACAGCCAAUCACACAGCUCAGGUUCCGGUUCCAGCGGCGCCGCUCACGAAUCUGUCGGUGGCUCGCAUUAUGCCCCACACUACACCUCCUCGUUUCCUGCUGUGAGUUCAACCCCUCCCGGUGGUCACGCAGGGCGCACGAGGUGGGCGUGGGUUCCUAUUGAAGUACCCCAGACUCACCUUCCUGAGGAUGCUGCCCAUAUGCAGCAGCAGUACGGCCCCUAUUCAACGACCUACUUUCCUUCUCAAACUGGCUCGGCUCCUCACUCUGCUUCGACCACCUCGCAUCAAUCGUACCAGUACGCCGAGCAUCCCGUUCAAGGUACGCCUGCGUAUGGUAUGCAGAACACGCCUCCCGGCUACGCGCCCUCGUACCCUUACCAUCUCCACCCAAGUCACUACGGGCCCCCUCUUACUCACGGACACAACUCACACUCGCACGUUGCGCCGUCAGGCAGAGGCUCUUGGUCCGGAUCGCAGCACGCCGGUAUGCCGACUCCGGGUGGUUCGGGUCCUAGCAGCCGAAGAGCAUCGAAUCAGGCGAGUCGAUCCAACAGCUCUCAACGACGCACUAGCUCCAAUUCUUCCGGCAACCUCUCUUCGCCCCUCCCUGGGUCCACGCCGCUGCCUCACCGACCUUCGCGUGACGCUCGGACCCCUUCGUCGCAGCCUUCCGGACCGAUCGAGGAGGACGUCUAUUCCGAAUCAGCUGUCGCCAGCAGUGUCUCUGGACUCGCCUCGGAGGUUGACGCAGAUUUCGAUGCUGAUGCGUCCAUCGACGCGAGAGGAGCCGAGCGCGUCCCUGGGAGUGGCCUGAGGCCACACUACCACCCGCAGCAAGGUCCACGAUCCGAUUGGGUUUUGUGGUGUGGCAAUGUGCCGCAGGAUGCUACCGUCGAGGAACUCUGGGAAGUCUUCUCACGUCUCAGUCCUGACGAAUACCGACGCUGGCUUGCCACAGUGGAAGGACAAGAGCACGCAAGUGAGACGUCUGCGAUCGACGACGACGUGGAUGAUCACGGCGUUCUGUCCAUCUUCAUCAUCUCGCGUAGCAAUUGCGCCUUUGUCAACUACGCCACCUCGACCCAUCUCGAUCGAGCGGUCAAAUACUUCCAGGGUAAGCAGGUGCGACCUCGCGACACUCGAUGCCCUAAGCUUGUCUGCCGUGUUCGCAAGAAGGACGACGAAGCUCAGGCUGGUGUCGCCGGUCAACGUGGUCGAGGCAUUCAUGUCGCCUGGCUCAAGCAGCAGAGAGAGCUCGAGCGAGCGCAAAACGCAUCUACUGCCGAUCGAAAUCCGUCCGAGACGUCUUCUCAGCCUUCCAGUGAUGUUCUGACGUCGCCGCUCAAAGACACGCAGGCGGUGGCCGCAGGACUCACAUCGGCUGCUUCGUACAGCUCGAGCGGUUCCGCGUCGUAUGCAUCCACCAACUCGUCCCUCUUCCGUCAUCCUGCCUUUCGCCAUCGCUUCUUCAUCCUCAAGAGCCUUCGCGCCGAUGAUCUGGAUCGAUCCGUCGAGACCGGCUACUGGGCCACACAGCCACACAACGAGAAUGUGCUGGACCAGGCUUAUCGCAACAGCGAGACGGUCUUUCUCAUCUUUGGUGUCAAUCAGACCGGCCAGUUCCAUGGCUACGCCAAGAUGGCCGGACCCAUCCACACUUCGACCAAUGACAGCAAGGAGAAGGAAGAACAGGUGCGCCGCGCCAGUCAGGCCUCGACGCUGUCGGUCGUGACGGGCAAUCUCUCGGCGACCGCCGUUCCCGAUUCGGUCGACGAGAAGGUCGGCGAGUCUCACAUUGUCGCCUCUCCCUUGGAUGCCGAAGCGCGAUCUCAUCCGACAUUGGACAAGCGCGACAUCGAGGCGGCUAGGGGCUUGUUCGGAGCGCUCGUCGUCGACGGUGUCUUGGACGCUCGCGGUCAGCCCAUGACAUCUCCUCUGCCCAUCACGCCGAAUCCGGAAGAAGGUGCAUUUGAGAAGAGCUUGUCCAUGUCACCUCAGCGUGACGACACGAUCACUCCUCAAAACGCCGACGCGUACGUCCAAUCCAGCACCUGGCCCUACACCUCGACGAAGAGCACCAUCAGCGGUAACAACACCUCCGAGUCCGACAAGACGGAGCGACCCAAACUCGGCUCGGCACUCUCUGCAGAUCGCUCAUCUGCUCGCGUCGCUGCAGAGUCGGACGAGCAUGGCGUACGCCGUAUGGACAUGGAGCCGGACUCAUCGCAGACCAGUUCGAGCCUCAAUGACCAACCGUCACUGGCGCCGAGCGACUCAGCUUCAUGGUCGUCGGCCGAUCCACGCGUGGCUGAGCAGAUCGCCUUGCGCGCGGUGAUCCACAACCUGCGUCUCGACGAAAUGGAAUCGCGUGGUCAAGCGGAAAGGCUCGAGAGUAAGCUUCGGUCUACUCCCGGCCACACUGAUGACGACACUACGGGCAAAGGCGAGGAGGCGCCUCCAAGUCAAGGCGACGAGCCUCGAUCGCCACCACGUCAAUCCUCUUCGGAUUCGUGGGGCAAGCCGUUCCGCGUCGAAUGGGUUCGCACCGAUCCGCUGCCGUUCCAGAGGGUCAAAAGGCUGCGCAAUCCAUGGCGAGACAAUCGCCAGGUCAAGGUCUCGCGCGAUGGCACGGAAUUGGAGCCUGGAGUCGGGCGUCAAUUGCUUGAAGAGUGGAAUCGGUUGCAUGCUCCUGCUCUCGUCGACAGCACCAAAGCCAGCAGCAAGGUGGCAGAUACGUCGCCGUCAUCUGCUGGACGCAACGCAAGCGAUGAAGACGAGUGA
Kalmanozyma brasiliensis GHG001 is the source of this 3147-nucleotide messenger RNA. Its product is annotated as YTH domain protein. Gene Ontology annotation, cellular component: cytoplasm. Gene Ontology annotation, biological process: mRNA destabilization. The coding region runs from base 1 to 3147 and encodes 1048 amino acids. The transcript has a single exon. Gene Ontology annotation, molecular function: mRNA binding; N6-methyladenosine-containing RNA reader activity. The record is from RefSeq and is a predicted model, not a curated record. NCBI's taxonomy places the organism in Eukaryota, Fungi, Basidiomycota, Ustilaginomycetes, Ustilaginales.